GGAGACCCAGCCCUGGCAUUCCCAAGUGUCCCCAUUUGGUGAUCAGGACUGAACACAGAGACUCACCAUGGAGUCUCGGCUGAGCUGGGUUUUCCUUGUUGUUCUGUUACAAGGUGUCCAGUGUGAGGUGCAGCUGCUGGAGUCUGGGGGAGGCUUGGUCCUGCCUGGGGGUUCCCUGCGACUCUCCUGUGCUGCCUCUGGAUUCACCUUCAGCAGCUAUGAUAUGAACUGGAUUCGCCAGGCUCCAGGGAAGGGGCUGGAGUGGGUCUCAUACAUUACUACUGGUGGUGGUAGCACAUACUACGCAGACGCUGUGAAGGGCCGAUUCACCAUCUCCAGAGACAACAGCAAGAACUUACUAUAUCUGCAAAUGAACAGUCUGAAAGCUGAGGACACGGCUAUGUACUACUGUGCUAGAGACACAGUGAGGGGACCUCAGUGUGUCCAGUGCAAUGUGCAACUGGUGGAGUCUGGGGGAGGCUUGGUUCAGCCUGGGGGUUCCCUGACACUCUCCUGUGCAGCCUCCAGAUUCACCUUCAGCAGCUAUGCCAUGAGCUGGUUCCGCCAGGCUCCUGGAAAAGGGAUGGAGUGGGUGGCACUUAUAAGGAAUGAUGGUAGCACAUACUAUGCAGACGCCGUGAAGAGCGAAUUCACCAUCUCCAGAGACAAUGCCAAGAACAAGCUCUAUCUGCAAAUGAACAGUCUGAGAGCCGAGGACACAGCCCUGUACUACUGUGCUAGAGACACAGUGAAGGGACAUCAGCAUGAACCCAGACACAAACCUCCUCCUGCAGGGACAUGUGGGGCCAUGAGGGGGGAGUGUGAGACCCUGGAAGCCUAA
Molecule: messenger RNA, 841 nt
Organism: Microcebus murinus (gray mouse lemur)
Lineage: Eukaryota; Metazoa; Chordata; Mammalia; Primates; Cheirogaleidae
Source: RefSeq, a predicted model, not a curated record